AUGGCCAAGGGCCCUCGCCCUGCCGACGGCGGCACGGAGCUCCACGAGCUGCGGGAGGUCGCCCAGCACAUCUUCGACUUCCAGCAGUGCGACGGGUACAAGUCGGAGGGCCUGGGCGCCGUGUUGCGGCCCAGCAACGUGCCCGAAGAGAGCGACGCCGCAGUGUGUGCCGCCAUCAACGGCCGGCACCGGGCCUGCCCCCGAGGCUUCUUCACAGGAACGCUCGUGCGCCCAGGGAGCAUCGGCCUCGUGCUCCACAACGGCAGGGUCGAGGCCGUCCCAGAGGGCCGCUACACUCUGGGCCUGCACCGCGCGAGCUGGAUAGGCAUCUUCUCGCUCAACGAGCGGAUCCAGAAGGAGUCCCUGACGGUCGUGCGGGUCCCGCGCGGCCAGGUCGGCCUCGCGUGGGAGAGGAAGAACGCGAUCCUCCUGGGCGAGGGCCUGCACGCGUACAACGACGUGGCCUUCUCCUUCGAGGGGCUGGUGGACAUCAGCGAGGUGCACAUCAAGCACGGGCCGCUGAACAUCCUCCGGGUGAAGAAGGGCGAGUACGCCAAGGUCUGGUUCUCGGGCUCCGGCGGGGGCCUGGAGCCGAAGCUGCUCCGGGAGGGCUGCCACGUGGUCGACUCGAGCCUCUUCUCCUUCGUCGGCCGCUCCCAGGUGGAGGAGAUGCACGUGAGCCACGGCGCGCUGCACAUCCUUCAGGUGCCGAAGGGCCACGUCGCCAAGGUCGAGAGGGACAACGUCCCCGAGCUCCUGGGCGAGGGGACGCACUACCUGGAGAGCACGAACUUCCAGUACGCUGGCACCGCCAGCCUCAGCGACAGCGUGAUCAAGCACGGGACCAUCACCGUGGUCCGGGUGAACCGCGGACAGGUCGGCCUCGCCUGGCAGGACAACAUGCCGCUGUUCCUCGAGGAGCCAGGCGUCCACAGCUUCGACACCCCCACCUUCAGCUUCGUCAAGCACGCCUCCGUCGCCGACAAGACCAUCGAGCUGGGCACCAAGAAGAUCGUCACGGUGAACUCGGGCGAGGUCGCGAUCUCCUACGACAGCGGCGAGCUGCGCAUCCUGCACCCGGGGCGGCACGUGAUCGACGAUGCCGCGCACAGGGUGGACGGCUUCCUGCCGAUCCUCCAGAAGAGCGUGCGCCUCAUCUCGGCGGAGGCGGGACCCCCGAGGAAAGGGGCGGAAGGCUCGGACCUUCUCAUCUGCGAGACCAAGGACCUCGUCAAGGUGGGCGUGCGGUCCGACGUCUUCUACUCCAUCGCCGACCCCGAGAAGACCAUCCGGCGCGUCGCGAAGGAGGACAUCAACACGCUCGUGCUCGAGACGGCGAUCGCGACGCUGACAAACAUCAUCCGCUCGACCACCCUGAACGAGAUCGCGCAGAGCAAGCACCCCUCGGCGAUCUCGACCAGCGGCGAGCAGGUCCAGAGCGCCCAGGCGCUGGGGGAGCAAGCCUCGGCGCCACUCUUCUUCGACAAGGCCCACGAUGAGUUCCUCAGCAAGCUGCAUGACGACUUCAUGUCUCGGUACGGCAUCGACGUCACCAACAUCCGCAUCGAGUCCUUCAAGAUCAUGGACACGGAGCUGGCGGGCAACAUCUCGAAGCAGGCCCUGACCACCGCGCAGACCGAGAGCCAGCUGGCCAACCUCGCGGGCCAGACGGAGAUCGCCACGCAGGAGCAGGAGCGCGACGCCAACGUGCGCCAGAUCAGGGCCAAGGCGGAGGCCACGGCCCUGCGGACGCAGGCCGAGGCCCAGAACGCGGCGCUCAUCAGCAAGUCCGAGGCCGGGGCGCGCGCGGAUCAGAUCCAGCGGGAGACCAUGGCGACGGCGGAGGCGGCGGCCCUCGUCGCGCAGGCCAGGGCCGAGGCCGAGGCCAUCAGCAUCCGGGCCAAGGCGGAGGCCGAGGCGAUCGAGCUCAAGGCGGAGGCCGAGGCCAAGCGCGCGAAGCUGCUGGGGGCCACGCCGCUGGGCGCCCAGCUCUCCCUGCUCGGCGUCUACGGGGAGAUGGCGGCGAAGAGCAACGCGGGCGUGCAGAAGGUCGUGUACAGCGACCUCCAGGCCAACAACGUCGGGCUCCUCAGCAUGCCGUCGCUCGCCAUGCUGUCGAAGGACCUGGAGGGCCUGAGCGCCCUCGGGGGCGCUGGCUCCUGA
Messenger RNA from Prorocentrum cordatum, 2163 nucleotides. Lineage: Eukaryota; Dinophyceae; Prorocentrales; Prorocentraceae. The record is from the annotation of a GenBank genome assembly.